This is a messenger RNA of Funneliformis geosporum, 121 nucleotides long. NCBI's taxonomy places the organism in Eukaryota, Fungi, Glomeromycota, Glomeromycetes, Glomerales, Glomeraceae. The record is from the annotation of a GenBank genome assembly.
AUGUAUUUACUUAAAAAAUCUUUUGCUCUAAAUGAAGAAAAAGAUAAAAGUUUUGAUAAUUAUAUUAAUUUGGUAUAUGAUUCUAAUAUUAAUGAUAUUGCUAAGGUUUCUGAUAUUAUAG